UAUACAGGUAACUACCAAAUGAAAUGUUAAACAUUCAUUACUAAAAGUGUAUAUUUUUAGAUUAUGUAAAUUUCUGACUAUUUGUUUAGAAAAUGUAGUGAAACUGAAAAAUUAGAAACUUGUAAAAUAAUAAAAACUAACAAAAUAAAUAAGAUAACAAUAUUGAACAGCAUAUAAAAUGAGAACUAAUAAAUAAAUAAUUGGGAAAAACUAAAAGAAACAAAUCACAGGAAAAUUAAUCAAUUUAGGUUCAUAUAAAGUCACUACUAUAGAUAGAAAUCCGUUAUAUAAUUAUUCAGUUGUCACCCCCUCCCCCUUUUUAUUUGGUCUUCUUGAUUCUCAUGAAGCUUGUUUUUCUUAUGUAUAUUUAUUCGAAAAAUAGCAAGUAAAGGUUUUUUUUUUAAUCAAAGAUUAUUAAUUUGUGAGAAUCCAGAUGAAAUGAGCAAUUUAGAUGAUGAUGAUGAUGGUUGAUCCGAGGACCUCUGAAGAAUCUAUUUGGGUAUGGCCAACGAGAAGGUAAAAGACUUCUCUAUGUUUAGCCAAGUUCAUGACAUUGUUGAUAGACUUUGUGAAGUUUAUGGGGGUAAUGUCGUUAAAUAGUUGUUGCUGUUAUACUUAUUCUGACAAACAAACUAGGUGGAAUGCUGAAAAGUUCCAAAUUUCAUUUAUGUUUAAAAUGGUAAAUUAGUUUAUUUCUUAACUGUUGUCUGGUGGUAUGUUUAUUUUUAGAAUCUAGUUAAUUAGUUUUCUAAUUUUCAUCUUUUCUCAAUACCCUUAUAAUAUGAUAAUCUGAAGACAUGUCCAAGCAGCUUGUGUAGCAAUCAGAGGAUCAUUGUUGAGGGGCAAGAUUGUUACUAACCCUCUACAUUUCUCUAAACCCAAAAAUUAUAAUGAGGUACUGUUUUCUGAUUAGCAAUACAAGUUCUAAGGCGUGUCCUUUGGUCAUAAGUCUCGUGUUAAUCCUGAGCGGAGUGUUUAUCUCUGCGGCACAAGUCAAUUUGUUGAACAAGGUUCACAUUGUCCAUUUGGGAGCAAAGAAACAUGAUACUCCUGAGCUAGUUACUAAAUCACAUUACCAAAUUUUGGAACCAAUUCUUGGAAGCAAAGAAGCUGCCCAGAAAUCUAUAGUAUACAAUUACAAGCAUGGUUUCUCCGGGUUUGCAGCAAAACUUACAGCGUCCCAAGCAAAGAACCUUUCAGCGCAUCCCGAGGUUCUUUGUGUUAUACCAAGUCGAACACUGAGGUUGAAAACAACAAGAGCAUUCGAUUACUUAGGACUUCUACCUAGUUCUCCAAAAGGUCUUCUACAUGAUACCCGUUUGGGCAGUGAAGCUAUUAUUGGCAUCAUAGACUCAGGGAUAUGGCCAGAGUCAGAGUCAUUCAAGGACACAGGUCUAGGACCGAUCCCGCAACGCUGGAAAGGAAAAUGUGUGUCUGGGGAUGGAUUUGACGCCAGUAAACAUUGCAACAAGAAGCUUAUAGGGGCUGAGUUCUACGUUGACAGUCUUGCAGCAGAGACGAACGGACAAUAUGAUUUCCAUGCAGAAAAUGAGUAUAGGUCGGCUAGAGAUGGUGCAGGCCACGGCACACACGUGUCUGCGAUAGCUGCUGGCUCUUUUGUGGCUAACGCAAGCUACAAAGGACUUGGUGGAGGAACCGCUAGAGGCGUGGGUCCUCAUGCACGUAUAGCUAUGUACAAGACCUGCUGGGGAAAACUUGGAUGUCUUACACCUGAUGUACUCAAAGCAAUAGAUCAUAGCAUACGUGACGGGGUUGAUGUUAUAUCGAUUUCGAUCGGUGCUGACGCACCUGCCGGUUUCGAAAUUGAUACAAGCGAUGUAUCAUUUGGUUCAUUCCAUGCGGUAAUGAAAGGCAUUCCCGUUGUCUGUUCUGCUGGAAACGAGGGACCGAACGCUCAAACCGUUGAUAACGUUGCUCCAUGGAUCAUAACCGUAGCUGCUACAUCCAUGGACCGCUCCUUCCCUAUCCCCAUCACUCUUGGAAAUAAUAUAACAAUCCUCGGUGAAGGUUUAAACACAUUCCCUGAAGUUGGAUUUACUGAUCUUUUAUUACAAGAGGAAUUGAUGGAAACCUCAAUCGCACAAGGGCAAAUUAAAGGAAAAAUCGUGCUUGCGUUUACUCCAAACAAUGAAGCGAUACAAAAGGCAGACCGUGUAUUGAAUGCUGGAUGUGCUGGCAUCAUCUAUGCACAAUCUGUAGUUGAUCCUACGGUUUGCAGUGGCCUAGAUGUUCCUUGCGCCGUUGUAGAUUACGAAUUUGGAACUGACAUGUUAUACUAUAUCGAGACCACCGAUGUGCCUUUAGCAAAGCUAAGCACUUCCAAGACUCUUGUUGGUCGGCCUGUUGCAUCUAGAGUGGCUCGUUUCUCUUGUAGAGGACCUAAUUCAGUUUCCCCAGCAAUUCUAAAGCCAGACAUAGCAGCACCGGGUGUUAAUAUUCUGUCUGCUGUACCUGAUGGGUAUAAGUUCAUGUCGGGAACAUCAAUGUCAACUCCUAUGGUGUCAGGAAUCGUUGGGCUAAUCAGACAAACCCGCCCUGACUGGUCUCCUGCUGCAAUCCGAUCCGCACUUGUCACAACAGCAUGGAGGACCGAUCCAUCUGGAGAGCCUAUAUUUUCAGAGGGAGCAACACGGAAACUUGCUGAUCCGUUUGACUAUGGAGGAGGGCUGAUCAAUCCAGAGAAAGUCACAGACCCUGGACUUGUUUACGACAUGGGUUUGGAUGACUAUAUUCAUUACUUGUGUUCUGCGGAUUACUCUGAUAAUGAAAUUUCCAAACUAAUUGGGAAACCUAAUCAAUGCCCUUCGCCAAGGCCUUCUAUGCUCGACCUCAACAUGCCUUCGAUCACAAUCCCAAGUCUCACUGGAGAAGUCACCGUGACUAGAACAGUAACGAAUGUUGGACCGGCUGAUUCGGUUUACAAACCCGUUAUUGAGCCUCCUUUUGGAAUAGAGCUUGAGGUGAAUCCGAAGACUCUUGUGUUUGGUUCCAACACAACGAAGAAUACAUUUAGCGUGAGAGUGAGAUCGAAUCAUCAAGUGAACGGGGACUUUUAUUUUGGGAGCUUGUGUUGGACCGAUGGAGCUCACAACGUUACUAUUCCUGUUUCCAUCAGGACAAAGAUCUUGAGGAAUUACGUUUAAUCAUUUUUCACUUGUAAUAUAGUUUUUACCAUGGUAUGUUUCUGAAUCUUGAGAUUCUUUUACUAAUAAUUCAGAUUACAGUAUAUUUGGUUUAAACAUAUAUAUAAGAAAUAGUCAAUUUGCCAAAUAGCUAUAUUGGGUACCAAAUCAAACUUAUACGCAUACUAGUCCAGUGUUACAAAAAAAAAGAGCAUACCAAUCCAAUAUUUAAGUCUAUAGACUAUGUUAAGACCAUGUUAAAUUUUCAUUUCUAAAUUGUUUGUAUCUAUCAUAUAAACCAUGAUUACUAUCUUAACAUCUUUCACCAAAAAAAAAACCCUGAUAACUAUAAAAGCUCUUUUGAAUUGCAUACAUAUAGUAUGCAAUACACAACACAUGCUUUAGAGAAAACACUAUAUUUAAAGUUUGAAGUUAUCCCAAGAAAGAAAAAAUAAAUGCAUCUUUAUUAUCAUAUUACACACAGAUAAACCCACAUCCAUAAACUUAACAAAAAAUAUAAGAAAUGGAAAAAUGAAAAGG
Messenger RNA from Brassica napus (rape), 3683 nucleotides. RefSeq names its product subtilisin-like protease SBT3.17. Lineage: Eukaryota; Viridiplantae; Streptophyta; Magnoliopsida; Brassicales; Brassicaceae. The transcript has 8 exons. Gene Ontology annotation, biological process: proteolysis. The coding region runs from base 891 to 3164 and encodes 757 amino acids. Gene Ontology annotation, molecular function: serine-type endopeptidase activity. The record is from RefSeq and is a predicted model, not a curated record.